GAAAGUUUUUCCACACCAACAGAGGCGAUCAUCUCAUCGAUCAUCGGCGACAUCCGGCUUCGAAGAGAGUAAUCGGCACCCUGCCGCCGCCGGAGUCGUCCAGGCUUAUCGUGAACAGCAGCAGAGCUUCUCCUUUUGAACCGCGAGACAUGCAAAUUGUGAAGUGAAGAGGCCGAUUACUUCAGCUUUGACGAUGAAGAGCUUUGGUUGCAGGUACAUCUCCUCUUCAUCAUACAAACGAGUGUCAAGUCCUCUAGUUUUUUUAAGGUAAGUUUUCUUAACUGCUUUAGUUAGUAUAGGUUUGGUCAGUUGGAUUUAGUUAGUUUGGUUAUAAUAAAUGUGUAAUCACUAGUUUAUAGGUGAGUUAGUAGUAAUUGCUUUGAGCUGGUUAGAUAGAGAGGAAGGUGUGAUGAAUGCUUGUCAUGUCUGUAUGGUUGUGUUUGUGAUCAAUGCAAUAUCACCAAAAUGGCAUUGUUCUUUUUCUUUGCAACUUCUUUCUUCUUCAUUGAAGACAUACAUUUGCCUCUUAAAACUAGUUCAUCGUGUCUAUUUCUUCUUCUCAUUAGUGUUCUUUGUUCUCGGUCCUUCUUCCAACUUUGUUCUGUUUUCACUUUCUUUUCUCUCCUCUUUGUUGUCUUUGUCUUCUUUCUUCUUUGUCUUUCUUUCUUUCUUUCCCGGAGAUGUCUUCAUAUCCUUUCACUCAGCCUUCUUCUCUUGUUGAACUGUUAAACAGUCAACAAGAUAGCAUCUCUAGCUACCCAUGUGUUGCGCUUGGGUCGUCUCAGCCACCAGUGUUCACUUCGCAAGCUUCCCAGGGUGAUGCAAGCUUCGAUGAAGACUCCCAUAAGGAAAGAACUGCGAGGAGACAAUGGACGCCGGUUGAAGAUAUAAUCCUGAUCAGCUCCUGGCUCAACACAUCAAAAGAUCCUGUUGUUGGAAACGAGCAGAAAUCAGGAACCUUUUGGGAGAGAAUCUCAAACUACUUUGCUGCAAGUCAAAAGCCAUCAGGAACUGUUAACCGCGAAGCCAUUCAAUGCAAGCAGCGUUGGCAGAAGAUUAAUGAAGCUGUAUGUAAAUUCAGUGGUUGCUACGAUGCUGCAACAAGGGCGAGGACUUCAGGCCAAAACGAGAAUGAUAUUCUCAAAAUGGCACACGAGAUUUACUUCAAUGACAACAAGAAGAAGUUCACAAUGGAACAUGCUUGGAAGGAGCUGCGUUUUGAUCAAAAAUGGUGUGAUCAAACAAGUGCAAAAAAAGAAGGCAGUUGUAAACGACCAAGGUUUGAAGAUGGAGGUCAGUCCCACAACAUCAAUGCUGAGCCAAUUGAUGUUGAAACCGCAAAAAGGCCUGCUGGGGUUAAGGCCGCGAAGGCGAAAGGGAAGAGUCCUACCGUGGAUCCAAUAGUUUUUUCACAGUUUCAGAACAUGUUGCAAAUGAAUGAGAAAGAUAUGGUCACCAGGGAGAGACUGUUGAGAAUGUCCAUGCUUGACAAUCUCCUUGCCAAGAAAGAGCCCUUGACUGAGUCUGAAGAAGUUUUGAAGCAAAAUCUUAUAACAGAAUUGAUCUGACCGAGUACUAAGUUUGUUGUUUGAGUCUUCCAGUUUGUGUCAAGUUUGAGUCAAAAUCGUCUAUUCUCUAUGUCAAGUUUGUUAUCUGUGGUUUAAGUGCUUAUCUGUUUUAGUAGUUGUAACGUAUUUAAGAAGUUGGUGUGUCUUUAUGUUUGGUUUUAGAUUUAACAAGUAUGGACUUUAUGAACUAUUGACCUUUAAGUGUUGCUGAUCUGACCAUAUUCUUCUCUCAUAUGUCUUAAAUGCUUCUUAUGCGUAAUUACCAAGGUUAGUAUAUUUAUGUUUAUCAAGUCUCUCUUUCCUCUUCAUUGCUUUGUAACUAUAUGCAUAUUCUUCUCUCAUAUUUAUGCAUAUUCUUCUCUCAUAUGUUUUAAAUGGUACAAAUUCUGUUUCAGGAUACCAAUAUGGCAUCAAAGGCUUCUCGUGACAGAAAGAAACAAUGGCAGUAAAGAAGACAAUGGACUUAUGCAGGGAGUACCAUCGCGUGACACAAGAAAACAAAGACAUGAAGAAAAAAUGGGUCGUUUUGCUGUAGUUAUUUUGGGGUUUUGUAAAUGGCGUUUAGUGAUUUUGUCAA
Eutrema salsugineum is the source of this 2145-nucleotide messenger RNA. RefSeq names its product glutathione S-transferase T3-like. Lineage: Eukaryota; Viridiplantae; Streptophyta; Magnoliopsida; Brassicales; Brassicaceae. The coding region runs from base 681 to 1568 and encodes 295 amino acids. The record is from RefSeq and is a predicted model, not a curated record. The transcript is spliced from 2 exons.